CUCUGCCACACCCUCUCAGCCAUUUUCCACUAUUACGCAAUUAGUUCAUAGUUGAAUUAAAUAUGCUAUAUUCUCUCUCUCUCUUUAGUCGAAUGUUCAGAUAUUUAAAUAUAUGCAGGCGUUGAAGGAACGAAGCAAGAAGUAGUAUGCAAUGGCAUUCCGAAGCUGGCGGAGCCCUGUGUUUCUUGGGAUAUCCUCCAUUGUUUUGGUGAUAUGCAUUUCAUCUUCUCUCAGAGCUCCCUCUGAAUCAAACAGGUCCCACCGAACUCCUUUGCCUACCCAAUUCCUCUUCGGAACUGCUUCUUCUUCUUACCAGUAUGAAGGUGCUUAUUUGAGUGAUGGGAAAGGACUGAGCAACUGGGAUGUCUUCACUCACAAAACACCAGGAGGAAUAAUUGAUGGAAGCAAUGGGGAUAUUGCCGUUGACCAAUACCAUCGCUAUCUGGAGGAUGUAGAUCUAAUGGAAGCCAUCAAUGUGAACAGCUACAGGUUCUCUAUUUCAUGGGCAAGAGUUCUACCAAAAGGAAGAUUUGGAGUAGUAAAUUGGGCUGGCAUCAGCUAUUAUAACCGGUUAAUAGAUGCUUUGCUACUCAAAGGAAUCCAACCAUUUGUAACAUUAUCACAUAAUGAAUUUCCUCAAGAACUAGAAGACAGAUAUGGAAGUUGGCUAAGUACCAAGUCACGGGAAGAUUUUGAAUAUUAUGCAGACCUCUGUUUUAAAUCCUUUGGUGACAGGGUGAAAUAUUGGGCAACCUUUAAUGAGCCCGAUAAAGUAGCCACAUACGGUUACCGCCAAGGACUAGGUCCACCAAGUCGUUGCUCUAACACAUUUGGAAAUUGCAAUGAGGGAGAUUCAGAGAAGGAGCCAUUUGUGGUGGCUCAUAAUAUUAUCCUCUCACAUGCAAUUGCUGUUGAUCUUUAUAGAACCAAAUAUCAGAAUGUGCAAGGUGGGAGAAUUGGCAUUAUCGUCAGUGCUGACUGGUAUGAACCCAUCAGCAAUUCAACGGCAGACAAAUUGGCCGCAGAAAGAGCAAGAUCCUUCACCUUGAACUGGUGCUUGGACCCAAUCAUAUUUGGUAAAUACCCUACAGAUAUGCAGAAGGUUUUGGGAAAUAUCUUACCUGAAUUUUCCAGCAAUGACAAGGAGAAACUGGAGAGAGGAUUGGAUUUCAUCGGCAUCAAUCACUAUGCGAGUUACUAUGUCAAGGACUGCAUCUAUUCCAUGUGUGAACCGGGACCUGGGAUCACCAAAACAGAGGGUUCAUACCAACUAAGUCCAAUUGGGGAACCUAUUCCAAUUGAUUCGAAAUAUGUUUACCCACAAGGCAUGGAGAAAAUGGUCACCUAUGUAAAAAACAGAUACAACAACACUCCAAUGUUUAUUAGUGAAAAUGAUUGUUUUACAGGAUAUUCUGCGUUGGACAACCCAAAUAACACUGAGGAGGAAUAUCUUAAUGAUUUCAACAGAAAAGAUUACAUGGCGGGUCAUUUAGAUGCCCUAAUGGAAGCAAUAAGGGUUUUCAAAAAUCUUUGGCAAUCACCCCGAAUUGUGAGGUUACCUUCAGAAAUAAGUCGAGGAGCCAUGUUAACAGGCCGCAUAUAGUGGGAAGAAGAAUAUUGAAAAUCAACCAAAGGCAAAGCUAGGGUCUCAAGUUCUACUUCUGAGCCACCAAUACAACAAGGCAUGACAUUGGCUUCUCUAGGGCAAGUUGUUGAAAAAAGCAGUAAAUAGAAGCACACUUAUUUAUCACUAAUUAUCUAUUUCAAAGUUAUAAAAAUCUUUGGCAAUCACCCUGAAUUGUGAGGUUACCUUCAGAAAUAAGUCGGGGAGCUGUGUUAACAGGGCGCAUAUAGUGGGUAAUGAUUCCGGUUGGUAAAGGAGAAGCUGCAAGAGCAAGAUAGAGUUUCUUCACUUUUUUCUCCUGAAAAUAAAUAAAUAAAUAGCACAAGUGUUCA
Messenger RNA from Lotus japonicus, 1956 nucleotides. Its product is annotated as beta-glucosidase 46-like. The record is from RefSeq and is a predicted model, not a curated record. NCBI's taxonomy places the organism in Eukaryota, Viridiplantae, Streptophyta, Magnoliopsida, Fabales, Fabaceae. Bases 152 to 1603 code for a protein of 483 amino acids. Gene Ontology annotation, molecular function: beta-glucosidase activity. Gene Ontology annotation, biological process: carbohydrate metabolic process. The transcript has 13 exons.